Molecule: messenger RNA, 1341 nt
Organism: Carica papaya (papaya)
Lineage: Eukaryota; Viridiplantae; Streptophyta; Magnoliopsida; Brassicales; Caricaceae
Source: RefSeq, a predicted model, not a curated record
GGCUGGCUGGCUCCUGGCUGCUGGCUCUUAUUACAAUGAUCUCAUCUGUCAUCAUAGAAAGGUUGUAUUUUCCACCGCCAUAACCACCCUCAGUCCACAGUCUGCCUCUAAAUUUAUAAGGGGAAACGCUCUUCAAGACCCCUUUAGAGUUUAGACAAGACAACACCCUUCAAGUGUUUCUCCAUUUUUUUGGAGCUUUUUAACAAAGGGAAGAAAAGAGAGAGAUCAAAAGAUGGGUAGCUUCGAAGAAGAUGAACUUGUUCAAAUGGUACAUGAUUUUAUAGAAUCAGAAUCUUCAUCCCCUCCAUCUAUUUUCACUACUUGUUCCACCUCAAACUCUCUUCCUCUCCGUCUCACCCACCAAAGCAAGUGUUUGUCUUUGCAGGAGAUCCUUAGGAGUGGGAUGGAAGCCGAGAGGAAGGUUCUUGAAAGGGUGCUGAAGCAUAUGAGAAAGACAAGAUCAGAUGGAGGAGCGAAGAAGAGUAGUAUUAAUGGUGAUGGGGUAAAUCAGUGGCUGGCGAUGAAGUUGAAAACGGAUGGUUAUGAUGCUUCUCUUUGUCAAACUUCUUGGGUCACUUCCUUAGGAUGCCCUGCUGGUGAAUAUGAAUAUAUUGAGGUUAUACUAAAAGAUGAUACUAAUGGUGAUCCAACGAGGCUGAUAGUUGACAUAGAUUUCAAGUCUCAAUUUGAGCUAGCAAGACCAACCCAAGAUUAUAAGGAACUUACAGACACAUUACCCUCCAUUUUUGUUGCAAAUGAGGAGAAGAUCAGCAAGAUAAUCAGUCUGUUAUGCUCGGCAGCAAAACAGUCCCUAAGAGAGAAAGGCCUCCAUAUACCUCCAUGGAGGACCACCACCUACAUGCAGUGCAAAUGGCUUUCUUCUACUUGUCGCAAGAUCAACACUAGGAUUACUACCGCUCCUAGCUCAGGGAUGGUAAAUACAGAAGCAGUAAAAGUAAUAAGUAAAACUGUUAAUGGUGGUUACAGUAAUGGUAAUUAUGGCAACUGGUCACCUCCCACGGUAAAACCCAAAAGAAGAGACGUGGGUGGUAGCGGCGGAGGUGACAGCACCAGCGGCGGCGGAAGAUCUGCCUUGACUAUCCAGUUUUCUGACAUGGGUAUAAAUUGUUGUACUUGAUAUAUCUAUAUAUGUACACAUAUGUGUGUGUUUUAAGGCUAAUUUUCACUCAAAAAAUGAAAAAGAAGAGCUGUUGUAGGCGCCACAGGUGAGUUUAAUCAGUAGUUAAUUUAAUUUUGCCUAGAGUUUUCUCAAAUUUUGACCGCUAAAGUAAAGAUGUACUGAGAUUGGCUUGGAUGAGUUUGAUAGAACAUUUCAAUUAA